This is a messenger RNA of Phytomonas sp. Hart1, 3543 nucleotides long. The record is from the annotation of a GenBank genome assembly. Lineage: Eukaryota; Euglenozoa; Kinetoplastea; Trypanosomatida; Trypanosomatidae.
AUGCAAGAUUUUAAGCUUAAUUGCAUGCUGAAGUACGUGCAAGCGGUUCCCCUUGUCGAUCCCGAGACCAAUUGCUUAUAUUGUCAUGUCCUCUUCAUUCUUUCUGUGAAGCAGGAGAUUUCUAUCGUUGCGCUGACGGCUAUACAGAAAGAGAUCUCUCUGGUGACGUUGUUUCACAGCGUGGUGAAUAGUUGCCUUUAUCAAUACUACCCUGGUGAGGUGGAUCUCGCGUGCUCUACGACAUGCGAUACAGGUGUGAAUGAGCCUCUCGUUGCGUUUGGCAUUAAUCGUGGGGAUAUAUUCAUUGUCGACAUUCUUGGAGCAAUUGGUAGCAAUAUAAAUAAUACCACGAGAAGUUGUCUUUCACCCAGUCUUGUUCGCCUCGCUCAUGAACGAGCGACACAGAGUCCUUAUUCUAGGUGCACAUUUGAUUUGGCCGAGCACGAGGUUCGAGAUAUUGUGUUUGGUGAAAUGAGGAACUACGGUGGUCCAGUUCUUUUUGUAUUAUAUGCCGACGCACAUGGUAGGACAUAUGUUUCUAUUUAUACUUUUAACAAACACCUCAAGUCCCUCAGGCAAUCAUCUGAACCACUGACUGAAGGUUCUUUCCAACAUGUGCAAAUUGCGGCGGCAGCGCGUGAUGGCAGAAUUUUGCGAAGAGGUGUUUUGGUAUCCGAUGCAGACCCCAGCGCUACGAAAAUAAUAUCCUUUUCAACCGUUGUAGCGGUCAUUGGAUCACAGUUGCUAACGCUUGUUAAUAUAGGAACAUCUGAGGCUCAUACGAUUUCGCAUGCCUUUCCACCUGGGGUUGAGUUUUCAUGUGGCUGCAAGGGCAACGAUGACGAGCUAUUUGUUUUUUUUAAGGACGGGAAUUUCUUACACACGGACAUUAAAAAAGUACUUCAUAAGAACGUGAUAAAUCUGCCAGUCCGGCGCCUCGAGGUACCUACCUUCCCUACCUCGAUUGUCCACAUCGACACGACGUGGCUUGUGGUAGGUUCGCGCCUUGGCAACUCUCUUCUCUUUGACUGCCACGCCCCGUCCUCUUUCGAAGUGGUGGUGAGGAACUGCGGGCCGGUUAUGGACAUGGCGGUCAUUGACCAAGUGGCAUACCCGACGGUAGUCGCUAGUACCGGCGUGGGCCCAUACGGGGGGAUCAGCCUCGUUCGCUCCUCCGCUAGCAUAAUUGAAAAAGUUGUUAGUCCGCCGCUGGAGUUGAAAGUGUCGAAGGUUUUUUCUGCGCGUCAUCUUGUUGUUCUAUCGACAAGCUGUGAAAGCGUCUUCUACUCAUCGAUAGAUCUUAGUAAGAUGCAACUCAAUCCAAUUGACUUGGAUAAUCCCUUCCGGGGUUUUCCGGUUAUUCACUUGAGCUAUAACCCAUCAAAUCAGGAAUAUCUUAUGGUUUACGCAUGCGGUGUUUGUUCGCUUGUUGAGAGGCAACAACAGUUCUGUCUUCUUGCGCAACAUCGGUGGUCUUUGGAUUCGCCGGUACGAUUUGCAUCGACCGUUGAAGACUGCUUGGUGAUCUCCGACGGAUUCCGGUUAGUCGAGGUCAGUGAUCUGAAGGAGCUCUGGAUGUGGUGCACGGAUGCAUGCUUGUCUUCACUACUUUUGCUAUCAAUGGAGUUUGUAGUUUAUGGUGAUUGGUCGAGUCACGUUUUCCUUUAUAACAUAGUUCAACAUGUAGUUUUCUCUGAAGUUACUUUAUCGUCCGUGCCACGGAGCAUUUGCUUGACAUGGAAUGUAGGGAACGACGUGAACCUAUUUAUUGGUCUUGUGAGCGGCUAUGCCGUCGAAACAACCUUGGAACUACUUAAAAUUAGUUGCAUCUCACGCGAGUUUUUUCUUAUGCAACAACCAGUUGAAUGCGUGCCUUUAAAGGCCUACAACUGCUUUGUUUGUCUUGGCGAGUGGCCAAUCCUCAUUCGUAUGUCGGGUAAAGAUUUAAACUUAACUAACCUCCCUAUCCACGGAUUGUCUGACAUUUGUAUACUUGGGGAAGCCAAGGAGGACACAGUGCUGGUUGUAAAGGAAAAUGGAUUAAGCGUGGCCCUCGGAUACUUGGAGCACACUCAAAAAGUGAAUUUUAGAUUCCUAGAGCUGCACUCUACAGUGACCCAUUUAGCUUGGAUUUUACCCUGGAAUGGAUUUGUGGCGUCGCUUCGGGGUGCUUUUAUGGAUCGGAUUACUUUCAUUCCUUUAAAGGCUGUGGAAUACACAACAACGGUCGACUCCAAGUCUUUUGUGCAGCAAGGUAUCCUGCUACUCGAAAACGAACGCUGCGUUUUUAUCGAACCACUAUCACUUGGAUAUUCUAACGGGAUGAACGUCAACAAUGAAUCUAUCUACCAAAUGAAUCCCGAUCAGUUUGUUGUCCUGGUUGGUUCUACUUUUACCUUCCCGGACGAUCAAACCGCUCGUGCAAGCCGCAUCACAUGGUACAAACUGAAUGAGGGGGGUUCACUUCGACACGUCGCCGAUAAAGACAUUGUCGGGCAGCUGCAGUGUUGUUGUGUAGUUCCACACUACAACGGGCGUAUCGCUCUCGGAAUAAGUGGAUGUGUGUGCAUCUACCAAUGGGAUAGUAGCGAGGAAACGUUUGUGUCCGAGGAAAAGAAAGUUGUGGGAAUGAUCAUUAUUAAGCUUAUACCGUUAUUUAACCACAGGCCUAAAUUUCUGCAUGCGAUCAUGGCACUUGAUGUGCGUUUCAGUGUAUUUAUGCUAUCGAUUGAUCCCCUUCAGGGAAUCAUUGAAAUCUUUGGGAAAGAUAAACAACUACGUGGAGUUAUGGAUGGCGCAAUUGACAAGACUGACGGCCUGUGCAUGUGCGAUGAUCACAUGAAUUUUUACUACCUUCAGCAAGACAAUCUGGACAAACGCUAUAUCACUUCAAAAGCACAAUGUCAUUUAGGCGACCUCGUUACCUGCAUGCGCAUCGGUAGUUUGACACUUCCGACUUUCCAGGAAAAUUCUGUCCCCGGGAUAAAAAGUCUCUUUUCUAGCGCUUCCGGAGAACAAAUUGUUUACGGGACAGCGCAUGGUGCUUUCGGGAUCAUUAUGUCCAUGACACCCACCGCUUAUGUAUUCAUAAAGUCGCUAGAAGUUGCCCUGCACCAUUACUUGCCCGCCCUCGGUGGCUUUUCACCGAAAGGCUUUAGUGAAGUUAUGCGCACGGGGCAAGAAAGGUCACACAAUCGCAAUAUUUCGUUUUUCAUUGGUGAAAAUUGUGGUAAGGAUCAAUCAAAGGCACGACAAACGUGUGAUGGAAAUGUCAUUGAAACUUUUUUGACGUUAGAGCAUCGAGCCAAGAAAUAUGUUCUGGAAAUAGCGCAACGUAUUACACUCUUUUUGUUCAAUGAAAAAACUUCUAAUUUCACCAACCCAGAUGAGUUAGUCGGUAUACCGAAUAAGUCACAUAUUUCGGGAGGGGAUGACAUCCUAGACAAGUGCAACCAUCUGCUGGCUAAUGAAAACUUACCAGAGAUUCCCUAUGCACUUGGUGAAAUAGAGCAGCUCAUUUUUGGACUUCAAAGAUUUCAUUAA